Messenger RNA from Sclerotinia trifoliorum, 1517 nucleotides. Lineage: Eukaryota; Fungi; Ascomycota; Leotiomycetes; Helotiales; Sclerotiniaceae. The record is from the annotation of a GenBank genome assembly.
UGCAGAGAACUUCGAAAAUCUUCAAGAAAAUCAAUAAUAUUCUACAACUCACAAUCAUCGCGCAUUUCUUAUAGACUUUUGAUUCAGUACUUUACCAAAAACAAUUACAGACACACAAGAACAAGUUUUCGAGAAUUAUUUAAAAAUGGCUGUUCGUGCGCAGUUUGAGAACUCAAAUGAGUAGGUUUUAUCUUACCCCUCCUCCGAUCGUUUGCUGGAAUGAAUGGACUCGAGGCACAAUCUAUAUUGUGUGCGAUGGGAUAUGUGGAACCGAAAUGGGAAUCCGCGGGGAGGAUAGAUGAGCAUUCUUCUAGAGAAAGGUUCUGAAAAUUGGAUGUGAUGCUAACGAGACGAAUUCAUUAGAGUCGGUGUCUUCUCUACAUUGACAAAUUCAUAUGCCUUGGUGGCCGUAGGCGCAAGUGAAAAUUUCUACAGGUGUGUAUAUCCUCAGAUAGAAAUACUUCCGGCUCCGGCGCAUCCUGAUUGCCCCUCUCUGGACAAGCCAAAAAACUAAUAAGUCCAACAAAAAAGUGUAUUCGAAGCAGAACUCCAAGAUGUUAUCCCGAUUUGCCAUGCGACAAUUGCAGGGACUCGUAUUAUUGGACGUUUGACUGCAGGUAACAAGAAGGGACUUUUGGUGCCAACGAGUACGACGGAUCAAGAAUUGCAACAUUUGAGAAAUAGUUUACCGGAUAGCGUUAAGAUACAGGUGGGUUUUCUUUCUUCGCCAUUGGAGAAUUGAAGGUCUAGGCUUCUCAGUUUUAAGCUCCGCGACACUCCAAACGUCUGAGCCUGCUUCUUCAAGGCUGUAUUUCACUACCUUGAGGUCUGGCUUCCUUCUAGCAAUACUAACGUACAACCAAACAGAGAAUAGAAGAGAGACUUUCGGCUCUCGGAAACGUCAUAGUAUCCAACGAUCACGUUGCUCUCGUUCACCCGGAUCUGGAGCGCGAAACCGAAGAAAUUAUCGCCGAUGUCCUUGGUGUCGAAGUAUUCCGUCAGACCAUUGCCGAUAACGUCCUUGUCGGAUCUUAUAUGGCACUUUCCAACCAGGGCGGUAUCGUUCAUCCUAAAACCAGUAUUCAAGAUCAAGACGAAUUAUCUUCGUUAUUACAGGUUCCAUUGGUUGCGGGUAGUGUGAACAGGGGUAGCAGUGUGGUCGGUGCAGGUAUGGUUGUUAAUGACUGGAUGGCGGUUACCGGUCUGGAUACCACGGCUACGGAAUUGAGUGUGAUAGAGAGUGUGUUCAGGCUGGGUGAGGGACAAGGUCCUAGUGAUAUUGCGGGGAAGAACAAAGAUACUAUGGUGGAGAGUUUCUACUAAGUUCUUCAGUGGUAGAAGUGUAUAUGUGGGAUUGUGGAGGAUUAGAGACCGUAGUCUCUUGGCUUUAGUGUUCAUCAUUUAAUGAAUGCUAUGAGGCAUAGCCAGCAGGGAAAUUCCGUCUGUUCUACUGCCGGCAUAUGUUAGACACAGUGAGCGGGUCGUUUAAUGACCUUUAAUAGAGAACUUUUUCUAUC